GACUAGGUCGCUGCAACAGGUUGUGUUUAGUUCACACGCACACACACACACACACUCACACUCGCUCUACAUGCAGCUGGGAGAUCAAAACUUUUGUUUUGGCACAAAUGUGUUCUGAGAGGACAGAGUGUGUGGUCUGAGGGACUCAGCUGGUCCAGCAUUUGUUGCAGCAGCCAACUCUCAGAGCUUUCACAGCGCUGCUCAGAGAAAACAAGGAGAGUCGGCCGUGGAUGAUGGGCAAGAUGCAAUGGAGUCUGUGCCGGAUCUUUUUCAUGGUGACUUUGAUGUUGGAGCUCGGCUGGAUAAACAUGGGCGACGGCAUGCACAGAGAUGGUGGCAGCAGGGGAGUUAGGAGACAGUGGGAGAGGCAGGUCCGCUCGUCCUCCAGUUUGGACGAGCUCCUGCGACUCACAGACUUCCCUGACUGGAAGCUGUGGAAGUGCCGUUUGAGGCUGCAGCCGCCACAGGUCAACGACGAGGAUUUCUCAUUUCCGCCAUCGAUUGGGUCUCACCGCUCCACGCGCUACGCUGCUGAAUCUUACAGCCUGGAGAUACUUAAAGCCAUAGAUGAAGAGUGGCAGCGUACUCAGUGUAUGCCCAGGGAGACAUGCGUCGAUGUGGCCAAGGAACUGGGCACUGACCCCUCAGUUUUCUUCAAGCCACCCUGCGUGUCAGUCCACAGAUGUGGUGGUUGCUGCAACCAAGAGGGGAUCACUUGCAGGAAUACAUCUACUGUUUAUGUGAAUAAAACAGUCCUCAGUGUAAUCCCUUUUAAAUUUGUACCAGAACCGGUGCUGAUAAAGGUAGCGAACCACACUGCGUGCAGAUGCAUGGAGCCUGCAAUAAUUCGGCGUAACGCUCAGCAACACAGGAGCAGUGGCUGCCCUCUGAUGGAACAGAUGGUGGGAGCAAAGGACUCCAGGAGACUUUGUGCCACUGGCUGGAUUUGGGAUUGUUCAAGUGAAAGAUGCAUACCUUACCCCUCCAGUACACAAGAGCUUCCCCUCAGCUCCUGGUUGUCGGACUGCGAGAUAGACGUGGAGCGAUGUGAAUGUCUGCCCAGACCUGAUCCGAUUCUCCAGCCAAGACCGCUGUAAUCUCAACUGUUCCCUGGUCGCCCACAGAAAUCAACGCUUUGAUAAAGCCUCAUGCAGAUGCAAACUGCCCAAGUAGAGCUUCACUGGAGAUUAAAAUUACGACAAGCUGCUCAACAAAGAGCAAUGACAAAGAUAAAAUGUCCUAUAAUUUAUUUACAGUCCUAUUUAUGCAGAUUCCUUUAAUAAUAAUAAUAAUAAUAAGAUCUCAUUUGACCAUGUUAACUGAUUGUUUUUAACGUGAAAAGAUUAGGUUUUAAUCAAUGUACAAAGUGUGUCAUUUAAAUUUUUUUCUUUGUGCACUGAACGUUCAAUAGAUACAAUAAAGAUUAUUUUUAUAAUUCAAAA
Molecule: messenger RNA, 1442 nt
Organism: Fundulus heteroclitus (mummichog)
Lineage: Eukaryota; Metazoa; Chordata; Actinopteri; Cyprinodontiformes; Fundulidae
Gene: vegfd
Product: vascular endothelial growth factor D
Exons: 8
Coding region: 231-1097 (288 amino acids)
Biological process (GO): vascular endothelial growth factor receptor signaling pathway; sprouting angiogenesis; positive regulation of endothelial cell proliferation
Cellular component (GO): membrane
Molecular function (GO): growth factor activity; chemoattractant activity; vascular endothelial growth factor receptor 3 binding
Source: RefSeq, a predicted model, not a curated record